Messenger RNA from Talaromyces rugulosus, 3483 nucleotides. RefSeq lists its product as uncharacterized. The record is from RefSeq and is a predicted model, not a curated record. Bases 1 to 3483 code for a protein of 1160 amino acids. The transcript is spliced from 9 exons. Gene Ontology annotation, molecular function: protein binding; glycerophosphocholine phosphodiesterase activity. Lineage: Eukaryota; Fungi; Ascomycota; Eurotiomycetes; Eurotiales; Trichocomaceae. Gene Ontology annotation, biological process: glycerophospholipid catabolic process.
AUGAAGUUUGGUCGCAAUCUCCCCCGAAAUGUCGUUCCCGAAUGGAGCUCUUCCUAUAUCAACUACAAGGCGCUGAAGAAGCUCAUCAAAGCUGCUUCCGAAGAUGCAAAGGCAAAUAAAACUGCAGAUCUUGUGGGCUUCUUCUACUCCCUUGACCGGAAUCUUGAAGAUGUAGACCAUUUCUAUAACAAGAAGUUAGCAGACUUCACGCGCCGACUGAAGUUGUUGGAGGACCGAUUUGGACAUUCCAUGGCCGCCGGACGACAGCUCGAUGCCGAAGAUGCCGGUGACCUUAUGACCGCCUUACUUGAGCUUCGCGGGCAGCUCCGCAAGCUACAGUGGUAUGGCGAAGUUAACCGCCGCGGCUUCAUCAAAAUCACCAAGAAACUGGACAAAAGGGUUCCGGGCGCUGAAGCGCAAAAGAGAUAUCUUGCUAUGAAAGUGGAUCCGGCGCCUUUUGCCACCAACUCACAGCUCACACAAGCUACAACCACCAUUAAUGAAUGGCUCUCUGUGCUCGGGGACCGCGCAGUUCCCGAUGACGCUAGCUCUGUCACAUCCGUCUUGUCGCUGAAACGAGUCACGUCUAGGCCUGUUUUAAAUCUACCACCAAGCUUGCUGAUUGCCGUCGACGAGGCGCUCCGGAAGGACGAUACUCAUGUGUUACUAGAGCUGCUUGAGACCCUGAAAAUUGCCGCCGACGAACAGGGAGAAUCCGUUUUCUCUUUGGUACUAAAGAAUCUUCUACAGCGUGCCAUCACUUGCCGAUCCAAGUCCUCAAUUGAUGCUUUGCUAGGGAAGAUCGAUUCUCUUGAGGACGAAGACGAUAUCAACAAAAGGAAUUGCAUUCAUCGACUCGUCAUUUCAAUUGGCAGGAACCAGUCCACUUCUGAUUCGGAGCAGUCGGCUACUGGUGUUUUGGAGUUUCCCGUAGAGACAAACUACAUCACACCAGCUGCAGCUCCAAGCCUGCAGCCUCCACGAAAUGUCGUGAAGGAGGCAAAUCAGCCCCAGCUACUGACAAAGGACAACGAGGCCGUCAACACCUUGCAGUACCUGCUGGAGCAGCUGCGCCCCCAUCAACGUCGUGACCUCUUAGCUAAAGAUUUAUCUGGUCGAACGCCUCUCCAUUAUGGUGCCCAGUAUGGGUUCAGGGUAGUGUGUGAGAUAAUUAUCGAACAUCUCCAGAAAUGGGACUUGUUCGAUGUUUCUGACGGUAUCGAUGGGCCACAAUGGUUUGAUUAUGAAGGAUGCGCUCCGUUGCAUCUUAGCGUGGUUGGUGGACAUCCUUUGACGACCAAGGCUCUCCUUCAAUCCGAGAACUGGUCAGAAGGUCUCUCGGAAGAGAAGGCUACUAUCAGAAAGCACCAUGCAAAGUCUAGCGCCGUUUUGGCCAUGGCAGUGAAGGCUAAUUUUGUCGACAUCGUCGAAUUGUUGGUUGAAGCCGGUGUCGAUAUCAAUUUUCAGGAUGAACAAGGCGAGUCUGCUUUACAUGUUGCCGCUCGUUUCGAUCAUCAUGAGUGUGCCCGUAUCCUACUUGAGGGGUCGGUUCACCAAAAGGCUGACACAGAGUUGUCUGAACUGACAUACUCUUGGACGCCUUUGUUCAUUGCUUGUGUGGACGGCUCUUUCGCGGUCGUCGAAUUGCUCAUCAAGGCGGGUGCCGAUCUUGAAAAGCCAGACUCUUCGGGAUGGACAGCCAAAGAGCACGCGGCACUUCGUGGCCACCUAAAUAUUGCUAGACUACUCGCAGAAGUGACACCGCCUCCGGAGCUCUCAGAGGCUGAGGUUUCCAUACCUGUACCAUCCAGCUCAUCGUCACCUCCUUCUUCAUCGUUAGCGGAGCGCAAAUCGAACAACUCAAAUUCUGGCACUGGGAGUCCUGGGUUACGGGCUGUUGAAUCUCUUAAGACUUUUGGACAUAGGUAUCUCACCGACGAGAGUAUGAUUCUUGUCAGUUUAGGCACAAUGGACACUAGGAAAACCAAGCCUGCCGUGAAUUUGGACCAGAUACCAAUUGCCAGUGCCCAUUCCACGCAACUCGAUACCGCACUUUCUAUUGUUGUGUCUGCCAGUGGUGCCCACGGGGAGCCGGAAAUCAUUGACCUUCCAAUCCAAGAUAGUGUUUCCACUGAACCCAUCACGUUCUACUCCAAAGAUACCGCAAACGUGAAACUCUUGUUUGAUCUCGUUCCCACGUAUGCCGGUUCGACCAAUCAAAUAGUGGGACGAGGGGUAGCCCUACUUUCUAGUAUCAGGCCCAAUGUCGGUUCCAAUCGUAUCAGUUUGCAAGGCGAUUUAACUGUCCCUAUCAUCGCUGCCAACACACUCGAUAUUAUUGGAUCGUUGACCUUCAACUUUCUUAUAAUUACUCCAUUUAGCCAUCCGAAGAUGGCUAUCGACAACCACACUUAUUGGAAAACCGUCACCGCCCCCAUGGUGAUAGGACACCGAGGUCUGGGGAAGAACUUUGCAAGUCGUAAUUCUCUUCAGUUGGGAGAAAAUACCAUUCAGUCGUUCAUUGCUGCGGCUAGCUUGGGUGCGUCAUAUGUUGAGUUCGGUAAGAAAGACCACGUUCCUGUAAUUUAUCAUGAUUUCCUCGUUAGUGAGACUGGAAUUGAUGCCCCAGUCCAUACCCUGACUUUGGAACAAUUCCUUCACCUGAGCAAUGCUACGUCGAAGCAGUCAGAUAUUCCGUUUCGUGGGACUGUAAACGGUGCCGCUCGCCAACGUUCAAUGUCAGUCGGAGGCGUCGAGUCCGAUGCUUCCGAGCUCAGCGAGAAGAUGAAACAUACUCGUGAUUUCAAGACGAAGGGUUAUAAGGGAAAUACCCGUGGUAAUCACAUCCAAGCUCCAUUCGCUACCCUGGAAGACCUUUUCAAGAAAAUCCCCGAGUCGGUCAGCUUCAACAUCGAAAUGAAGUACCCUUCGCUUUACGAGAGUGAGGAGGAGGAGAUGGAUACCUAUGCCGUGGAGCUCAACUCCUUCGUUGACACAGUUCUCAACCAAGUAUAUGAGCUUGGUGGAGAGCGAAACAUGAUUUUUUCCAGCUUCAACCCAGACAUCUGUCUGCUCUUAUCUUUCAAGCAGCCGUCCAUUCCCGUGCUCUUCUUGACCGAUGCUGGCUGCAGUCCUAUCGCUGAUAUUCGGUCGAGCAGCCUCCAAGAAGCCAUUCGUUUCGCAUCUCGCUGGAACCUUUUGGGAGUUGUCUCAGCUGCGGAGCCAUUCGUACUUUGCCCUCGUCUCGUACGUGUGGUGAAGGAAUCUGGACUUGUGUGCGUGUCGUACGGGGUGUUGAAUAACGAUCCCGAAAACGCCAGACUCCAAGUGGCCAAGGGUAUGGAUGCCGUAAUUGUCGACUCGGUUCUCGCAGUUCGCAAAGGUCUCACUGAAGGUCCUACCCCAAGCCCUUCACCAUUAGCUGCGGCCCAGGAUCCCUCCAAGACAUCGCAGUCCGCUGAUCACCUCAGUGUCCUGAACUAA